Messenger RNA from Botrytis sinoallii, 1719 nucleotides. RefSeq lists its product as uncharacterized. The transcript has a single exon. The coding region runs from base 1 to 1719 and encodes 572 amino acids. The record is from RefSeq and is a predicted model, not a curated record. Gene Ontology annotation, molecular function: protein-N-terminal amino-acid acetyltransferase activity. Gene Ontology annotation, cellular component: NatB complex. Gene Ontology annotation, biological process: N-terminal peptidyl-methionine acetylation. Lineage: Eukaryota; Fungi; Ascomycota; Leotiomycetes; Helotiales; Sclerotiniaceae.
AUGUCGUCGCCAACAAACUCGACAUUCACGAAUUCUUCUCCGCCCCGCGAAAACCGCUGGAAUGGACCAGCUUCAACAUGGCAACAAAUCACAGAAGAAGAACGUGGUUUGGCGGCCUCGCUGGAUGAACUUCGGAACAGAGAUUUGAGCCUUCAUUUAUAUAAUGCUUUCGCUUUGAAAAAGCGAGCCAAAGAAUUCAAUGCUGAUGGAACUGUUCAUGGUAAAGAUGAGGAUCAAGAUAACUCAAAUGAAUUUGUACCUCCUAAAAAAUGGACUGCAUGGCCAAUUGAAGCGACGGAGGUCCCAAGGGAAGGCGAGCAGAUAGGUCCGGAUGAUAAUGACGAAGUGUUUACUCUGAGAAGAAAGGAGACUACAAAAUUGAGUAGGGCUUUGGAAGAUGAAUUGAUCGGGGUCACGUUAAAGUAUUCAAGAGAGAGAUUUCUGCAAAGGGAAAUCGCCGAGGACCAUGAAAGACAAGUCGAAAAUAGUGUUACCGAGGGAAUGAAUAUUGAUGAACCACAACAAGAGCAGUCGGAAGAUCCUGAGAUUGGAGAAGAUGGUAUUAGAAAAUCAUCGGAGCCACCUCUCACCACAACUAUACUCCGACCCGAGAUAUCAGCUGACGACGAGCGUUCUCGAGAAUUGUUGCACCCAUCAAUCAGGCAUACCCUUUCGAAAUUAGAUGAUGUCUUGAUGGCUUUGCACCAUGCGCGCAAAACCUGCCGACAGUAUGCCGCUCAAACUGAGUUCGAUACGGACGUGGAGUCUCGUUCACGUGCAACUAGCAUAGCAGGUGAUGCUACAGAUAGAGAUUCGCCUGUUAAAAGGCCAGUGGGUCGGCCACGCAAACUUCAGCCCAUUGAUCCUGCAGCCGUCCCUGUGUUUACACCAAAUGAGAAUGGCCUUGACGACCCCGAACUUUGGAGAGUGAAGAAAACUCACCGAGGACGGCCGAAGAAGGUUUACGCGAGGUUAGAGGGCGAAACCCAGCAUGAAUAUCUCACUCGGAUUGCCAGAAUUCAGAAGAAACCACUGCCAAUUUUUGCCCCACCAAUCGAGCCAAGUACACCUAAACGGGAACGAACACCUGCCUCGGUGUCUCCUCAAAAAUCACCUAGAAAGCUUUCAGAUAAGACACGCAAGCAGAUGCUAGGUCUCAGGGAUUGGAGCGAGGUACUAGGAUCUGCUGCAUUAGUUGGAUUCUCGCCGAAUGUCAUUGCUAGGGCUACGCAAAGAUGUGCAGAUCUUUUUGGGGAGAAUAUGGUAAUGAGGACUAUGGUUGAGGGACCUGCAGUAGGAGGAAAGGACGAUAAAGUAACAGAAUAUUGCCCGGGAAUGAUUCCUGAUUUUGAUGAAUCUGAAGAAUCUGGAGCGUCUUUCGAUGAAGACGAAGACGAAUCGUCAUAUUCAGCUUCCGACACGGAAAACGCGGAUAGUAAAGACCACCCUCCCACAAAGCGAAAUGCUUCUCGUAUUGACAGUGAUGAAGAGAUGGAAGGAGCGGUACAUACCGAUAGAUUUCUCAAGCCGCUCACCGGGAAGAGAGGAUGGCGGGGUAUCGACAAGGAGAAGAGAAAACGAAGCAAAUCUGGGGUGGAUAUAGGAGACCGGGAACAAGCAUCUGAUGGCGAGGAGGAUGAAGCGUCGGGUUCAUACUCUGAAUCGGACUUAGAAGUGCAGGAAGAGGUUGAGGGUGGAAGUUCUGAUAGUGAGCAUUGA